AUGUCUGCCGCCACGACCACAGACCCUCCGCCAACAGUCGCCCAUCCGGCUGGUGACGAGGAUGCUCCCCAGAGCGAUGGCUCCAAGCUCAAGACCUUCAUCUCUAUCCUCCGCAAAUUCAUAGGUGUGGCCGAUCUUGCCGCGGUCCGCUUCUCGCUGCCGUCACAGCUUCUCGAGCCGACGCCCAACCUCGAAUAUUGGACUUAUCUCGAUAGCCCGAGCGCGUUCGCCGCCAUUGGCACAUCCGAUGAGCCAGUAGACCGUAUGCUCGAGGUUCUUCGUUUCUGGUUCACCAAAGAUCUGAAGUACAUCAAAGGCAAACCCUGCAAACCCUACAACUCAUGCCUGGGCGAGUUCUUCCGCUGCAAUUGGGAGGCCGAGAACAAUGCACCUCUGAUCAACACUCGAGAUGUCGCGAGCGUUCCUGGCAGUGGCAAUGUCAGCAGCGCCUCAUCUAUCCGCUCUGCCAAGGGCGAUCCCAAGACCGCGUCCAAUGUCUCGGUCCUCCAGACUGCUGCAACCCCGGCAGCUCCUACCACUAGGAUAUCAUAUCUGACGGAGCAAACAUCUCACCACCCGCCUGUGAGCGCGUUCUAUAUUAGCUGCCCCGAGAAGGGGCUUCACGCCCGGGGUUACGACCAGAUCAGUGCCAAGUUCACCGGAACCGCCAUCAAGGUUUCUCCUGGCGAGCACAACCUCGGGAUCUUCAUCACUUCGGAAAAGCGUGACAACGAGACCUAUCAGCUCACCCAUCCAUCGGCACACCUGGGCGGCAUCCUGCGUGGCGCCCUCAGCGUUAGCGUCGCUGACGUUGCCUAUAUCACAUGCCCAAAGACCAAGAUAAAGGCGAUCCUCAACUAUAUCGAAGACGGCUGGCUCGGCCGCGCGCAGAACCGUAUGGAGGGCGUGGUCUUCCACUACGACCCCGACAACGACACCAAGACACAAAUCAAGGACGUCCCAGACAAGGAUGUGCUGGUCCGCCUUGCUGGGUCGUGGAAAGACAAGAUCGUCUUCACCCUUGGCCCUAAGCCUGUUAGCUCUCAUCCUGCCGACAAGCAAACCACCAUCAUUGAUGUGAAUCCGCUCGCUGUUGCCGGCAAGACAUUACCCCCCAAGGAGCAGCAAGCACCAAACGAGUCCCUCACACUCUGGGGUGGUGUUACAGAUGCCAUCCACGCGAAGCAGUUCUCAAAGGCUACAACUGUCAAGCAAGAACUCGAGGAGAACCAAAGAGAAAAGGCUAGAGAAAGAGAGCGCGAGAACAAACCAUUCGAGCCGGUGUUCUUUACCCAGGUCACUGAAAGGGGAGGACAACCUAACCUGACUGAGAAGGGCCGCAUCGUUCUCGAAAGAGCCCAGAAGGGCGACUGGAACCUCCAGGACGUUUUGUGA
Microdochium trichocladiopsis is the source of this 1395-nucleotide messenger RNA. RefSeq lists its product as uncharacterized. Gene Ontology annotation, biological process: piecemeal microautophagy of the nucleus; exocytosis; endocytosis. Gene Ontology annotation, cellular component: membrane; cytosol; intracellular membrane-bounded organelle. The transcript is spliced from 3 exons. Gene Ontology annotation, molecular function: sterol binding. The record is from RefSeq and is a predicted model, not a curated record. Lineage: Eukaryota; Fungi; Ascomycota; Sordariomycetes; Xylariales; Microdochiaceae. The coding region runs from base 1 to 1395 and encodes 464 amino acids.